AUGCUGCGGCGGGCAUUGCUCGGCGGCGGCGGCCUGGCGAUCGCACUCGGCAUUCUCCACAGGCUCUCUAUCACCCAGUCCAACCAACCGCGUUGCCUCUGCGGCUGGGCGGGCCUCUCCUUUGUGCGCAAGCUGGACAUGGCCAAGUACGAUCUCACCAUCGUGAGCCCGCGGCCGUAUUUUUUCUACACGCCGCUGCUCACCGGCUCGGUGACGGGGACUGUGCACUUCCACAACAUCCUUGAACCCAUCCGCUCCUUCUGCACGAGAGCGGGUGCAGCCGACGCCACUUACGUCAAGGCCAGCUGCGAAGGCGUCGAUCUCAAAAAGUGA
Messenger RNA from Emiliania huxleyi CCMP1516, 333 nucleotides. RefSeq names its product NADH dehydrogenase. The coding region runs from base 1 to 333 and encodes 110 amino acids. Lineage: Eukaryota; Haptophyta; Isochrysidales; Noelaerhabdaceae. Gene Ontology annotation, molecular function: NADH dehydrogenase activity. The transcript has 2 exons. The record is from RefSeq and is a predicted model, not a curated record.